AAAAGGGUGUUUUUUUUUUUUUUUUUUUUUUUUCUUCAGACAAAGGCAUGGUUAGUCCGACCCUAGAGAAUGAACAUCCAGCCUCCUCGAAUUGCCUACCGUCCACCUCGGACGCCGAAAACGUGCGUGGGCUCAGCCUUGGCAGGUUUACCAAAAGCAUUGGACACAGCAUUCCGUGCACCUUAUUGCGUGCGGACGAACGUUUCAUUGUUCCUUCACCGCCAAGCACUACAUUUACUCAAACCGUUAUACGGCAUGAAGGUGGAGGUAUUUGUAAAAGAAGGGCCACGGUCGCUGCGAGAGUGAGAGACAUUUUCAUGCAUUUUUACAAACCAAAAUGGCACGGCCUAUCAGGUUGAUCCUCAAUGCCUUUCUCGCCGUGUUCCUGCUGUACAACAUCCGCCGGCUGGGCAUCUUCGCCCGUGACGAACUGCCGGGCCAGCCUCCUGCCCCACUUUCCCCUUCGCUCGACAGCAAUCCCAAGUUCGUCGACCUGAAGAACCGGCCAUUGCGAUAUCUCGUCACGAAAUUCCGGCAACUGCCAACAGGGAAACCAAAACAGCUGCCAAAAAUCCAGCAUGGCUUUCAAAAAGAAGACGCAGCAACGCAGAAGCUGCAAGAAAGCCGGCGCGGCGAAGUCAGGAGGGUGUUCGAGAAGUGCUGGCGCUCGUACAAAGCGUACGCAUGGAUGCAAGAUGAGCUAGCGCCCCUCAGCGGCAAAGGCAAGACGACACAGGGCGGCUGGGCGACGACGCUGAUCGACGCGCUGGACAUGCUCUGGCUCCUGGACAUGAAGACGGACUUUGAGGGCGCGGUCAAUGCCGUCAUGCACGUCGACUUCACGCCCAUCGCCGCCAACCAAACCAUCAACGUCGCCGAGACGACGAUGCGCCACCUGGGCGGCCUGCUCUCGGCGCACGACCUCAGCGGCGACAAGCGCCUGCUGCGCAAGGCCGUCGAGCUCGCCGACCUGCUGCUCUACCCCGCCUUCGACACGCCGAACCACCUCCCGCUCACGCAGUGGCAGCCAGGAGGGCACGACCCGCAGCUCGCAGCGCCGCGCGUCCCGCUCGCCGACCUCGCCUCCCUAUCCCUCGAGUUCACGCGCCUGUCCCAGCUCACCCACGACCCGAAAUACUACGACGCAGCGGCGGGCGUGGUCGACGUCCUCGCCGCCUGGCAGGACCGCUCCGCCCUGCCGGGGCUGUGGCCCGACGCCGUCAACGCUGAGCAAGCGGCUGCUCGUUUCGUGGACGCGGACACCACCACUCCCGCGCGCUUCUCGCUCGGCCCUGCCGCCGCCGCCGCUUACGCCCUCCUGCCUAAGACGUGGGCACUGCUGGGUGGCCGCGCCGACGUCUAUAAGACGCUGUACGAGAAGGCCGCGGACGCCGCGCUGCGGCACCUCGUCUUCCAGCCGAUGACACCGACAGGCGCGGACAUUUUGGUCGCGGGCGCGGCGGUUGCUGGCAGCGCUUCGUUAUCAUCAUCAUCAUCAUCGUCGUCGUCGUCGUCGUCGUCUUCGGCUGGAGAAAGGGGUGCAGGUGGUAGUGCCUCGCUCGUCCCCGAGAUCCAGCACCGCGCCUGCGCCGCAGGCGGCAUGUUCGCGCUUGGGGGCCGGCUGUUCGCGCGCCCGGCGCACGUCGCCGCUGGCACGCGCCUCGCCGACGGCUGCCACUACGCGUACGCGGCAUUCCCCGGGGGCGUGAUGCCGGAGCGCGCGCACAUGGUGCCGUGUCCGGCCACUGGCAACACCAACACUGGCACUGGCACUGGCACUGGCGCGCCCCCCUCCUCCGCCCCAUGCGCCUGGAACACGACGCUCUGGCACUCUCACAUCGCGCGCGCACACGGCACCAGUCCGGCCGACGACGACGCGCUGAUAGCGCGCCGCCGGCUGCAGCCGGGCUUUGCGCGCCUCGACGACCGCCGCUACCUCCUAAGGCCUGAGGCCGCGGAGGCCGCCUUCGUCGUUUUCCGCGCUACGGGCGACACGGAGCUGCGUGAUGCCGCGUGGGAUAUGUUCAUGAGCGUGGUGACGGCGACGGAGACAAGGCUGGCGAACGCCGCGUUGCAGGAUGUGACGGUUGUGGAUGGCGCGAUGAUUAAGAUUGAUGUUAUGGAGAGUUCCUGGAUGGCCGCGACGCUCAAGUACUUCUACCUUAUUUUCAGCCCGCCGGAGAUCCUCAGCCUCGACGACUACGUCUUCAACACCGCAGCGCAUCCUUUCAGGAUCCCGAAAUAGGCUGGGCUGGUCCACGGAGCCCUCGGCCUGGUGCCUGGACUGAAACGAGAGGUUGAUCGUGCGGUUUGCAGAGACAGGGAAAGAGGACGAGAAAGAAGGGGAGAGAGAGAGAGAGAGGGAGAGAGAGAGAGAGAGGGAGAGAGAGAGAGAGAGAGAG
This is a messenger RNA of Aplosporella prunicola CBS 121167, 2402 nucleotides long. RefSeq names its product glycoside hydrolase family 47 protein. NCBI's taxonomy places the organism in Eukaryota, Fungi, Ascomycota, Dothideomycetes, Botryosphaeriales, Aplosporellaceae. The transcript is spliced from 3 exons. The record is from RefSeq and is a predicted model, not a curated record. Gene Ontology annotation, cellular component: endoplasmic reticulum; Golgi membrane. Gene Ontology annotation, molecular function: mannosyl-oligosaccharide 1,2-alpha-mannosidase activity; calcium ion binding. Gene Ontology annotation, biological process: N-glycan processing; carbohydrate metabolic process. Bases 338 to 2245 code for a protein of 635 amino acids.